UCCACGUCCGCGUCCGAUGCAGACCUCUCAGGGUGAACUGCUCUUGGAGUCGUCCGGGCUCCGCGUCUGCGGCCGCCGCGUAUCGGCGCGCGGCGCCGCUCUGCUCGGCGUCGCGCUCGCUGCUUUGUGCGGUAGCCUGUGGCUGGCUGCGGGGCACGGCGCGCUGCCGGCCGGCCCUCCGGCAGCAGGCACGUCCAAGCCUGACGUCACCGCGCCGGGCAAGGACGGGGUAUGCAGCGAUCGCGAGACGUGCCUCAGCAUCGUCGACGCGUUUCUCGAGCGGCAGCCGCGGCAGUCCUUCAUGGGCGGGAAGGGCGUUGGGCUGAUGCAGACGUUCGGGCCGGACUCGUUCGACGGCGGGCCGUGUGGCGACAAGAUGUGCAAGCUCGUCGAGCCGUGCCCCAACUACGAGCAGACGCCGCACUGCCGGUUUGACGUGUACGACAAUGCACUCGCGGCAAUCUACCUCACCCGCCGCGGGCGGCUGGAGGAGGCGCGCUCCGUGCUAAAGUCGUUCUUGUACUUUUUGUACGACGACAAGGGCGCGCGCGACUCCUCGCCCUGCGGCCUCAAGCUCCUCGCCGCCUCGUACACCGACGCGCCCGCGAAGGCGGGCGACUACCAAGGGGUGGGCGUUGCCGACGGCGCCGUCGACACGGGCAACAAUGCGUGGGUCGGGCUCGCCUUCACGCACUUCGCGGCGGAGACCGGCGAGGCCUGCUAUGCCCGCGUCGCGAGGGACAUCCUCGAGGCCCUCCGGCACGACGUCUCUUGCGCCGACGACGAGAUGGGCGGAUUCGCCGCGCGCGGCCCUCCCUACCCGCACAACUACCGCUCGACCGAGCACAAUAUCGACGUCUUCUCUCUCUCGCGCGCGCUCAACUCCAGCGCGGACGCCGAGUCCGCCGCCACUUUUGUGCGCUCGAUGGCUGCGGGGCUCGCGGCCGUCGAGAUUCAGCUUGGCCAGAACCGCGUUGACGCGCAGAGCGGAGGCCAGCGCCUUGGCACCCUCUUCGCCAAUGCCGUUUCCAUAGAGCGAGAGGCCCCAGACACGUACGUCACGGGCACCGGCGACGCAGCGCACUGCGACGCCACCAUCCCGCUCGCCGCGGCGGCGGCGGACGUGCAGUUCUGGUCGCUGCUCGCGGACGCGGACCCGUCGGCGGCGCGCAAGAACGCUUCGGUCACAUUCGCGCUGCGCAACCCAGGCAGCGCGCAGCGGCAAGCGGGCUUGUGGCAGAUCGACGAGGAUCUGAUUGGCAGCCCGGGCGGGGAGGGCAAGGGGCAGGAGCUGUAUGGCUUCCGCUUCACCUCGUGGGGCAACGGGAUCCAGGCGCGUCCCGAGACGCAUGUGGCAGCGUCCACCUGGGCCGGUCUCCUCCUCCUCUACCAGCACGACGACGGAGCGCCCGUCGAUGACGCCGCGAACCCGUUUGCGCCGCCACGCAAGCCGGCGCACCCGGGCUGUUCUGCACUGACGGGGGAAUGCUGCCCGACCGCCAUCGGAAUGAUGCUCGAGUGCUGCGGCAUCUGA
This is a messenger RNA of Emiliania huxleyi CCMP1516, 1534 nucleotides long. RefSeq lists its product as hypothetical. Lineage: Eukaryota; Haptophyta; Isochrysidales; Noelaerhabdaceae. The record is from RefSeq and is a predicted model, not a curated record. Bases 17 to 1534 code for a protein of 505 amino acids. The transcript is spliced from 14 exons.